Messenger RNA from Culex pipiens pallens (northern house mosquito), 2430 nucleotides. RefSeq lists its product as uncharacterized. Gene Ontology annotation, cellular component: extracellular region. Gene Ontology annotation, molecular function: chitin binding. The record is from RefSeq and is a predicted model, not a curated record. The transcript is spliced from 5 exons. NCBI's taxonomy places the organism in Eukaryota, Metazoa, Arthropoda, Insecta, Diptera, Culicidae. The coding region runs from base 738 to 1328 and encodes 196 amino acids.
GCGUCAGUUCGUAUCCAUUGGUCGUCCGGAUUAAGACGUUCUUCAGCCGUCGCUUCAGCAAAAGGUAGUGUUUUCAGGAUCGCGCGCGAUCGCGAUCGUUUGACAUUUGGGGAGUUCAGGAAGUGUGCGAUCACGAAUUACGUAACAGAGCCUCGCGUGUUACGGUCGAAACCGCUUAAUCAAUUUCGGAGUUUUACGAGGAGUCCGCGUCGGUCGUGAUCAUCGCUGAAGAGGAUUGCUUGCCCAGGGGUCUUCUCGUUUAUAUCGCGCGUAAAUCAGUGAAGAGGAGACCUCUCUAGUACACCUCAAGAGGGGGGAAAGAAAAAGAUCAUCGUCGAUACCGUAUGGAUACUAGUCGACGGGUCGCCACGCUGUGUUCAAGUGAAUCUUCUUCGCCUGAUGCGAUUCAGCGACCUUCUUCUUCCAUGUUAUUAUAUGCAGAUUUGUGUGUGGUGCUGUAGUUGAAUCGCUCUCAAGUUGUACCUUCUUCUUCUUCGGUGCCUUCGUGUACCCCGCUGAAAGUGUGUCGUGAGUUUCAAGUUAAAGUGGGAAAACACUCGAAACGGGAAAAAUAAUAUAAAAAUACAAAGUGACAUAAUAAUUAUCGUCGUCAUCAUCAUCUGCCAGAGCAAGUCAGCAGGCGCGCAUCUUCAGCGUUGAAAGUGAGAGUGUGUACGACUUGCUCUACGCCGUACUCGCGGGCUCACACACCGCGGGAUAUCGAACCAGGACUCGCCAUGUUUCCACGGACUUCGUCGUUCGCGGUGCUGAUCAUCAUAUUUGGAUACCUGCUAAUUAUAGAUGGUCGCGAGGAGAGCAACGUGCGGACAAAGCGCGGCCGCAAACCGCGCGUGUCCCAGGUCGAUCCGGAGCCGAACCAGAACCUGGACAGCGGGGACAGCGCGGGGGACGAGCAGCCUGUCAUUCCGCCCGGCUUUCUGAGCCCCUCGGUGCAGGAGUACCUGGAGCUGGGAAAGUCGAUUCCUGGACGUCCCGGAACCGACUACCCCAUUCUGUCCGCCGUCCCGUACACCAACUUUUACUGCGACGAGCAGGACUAUCCGGGCUUCUUCGCCGACAUGGAAACGCGCUGUCAAGGUUGGCACUACUGCGACAUUGACGGCCGGCAGGCGACGUUCCUCUGCCCAAACGGGACGCAGUUUUCGCAGGCCGUGUUCGUGUGCGACUGGUGGUUCAACGUGCGCUGCGACCUGUCCCCGCGGCUGUACGCCAUCAACGCCCGGCUGUACCAGCGGCCCAAGGUGAACCCGACGCGGAAGCAUCGCGUCAUCACCAAGCAGCUGGUGGAGGACAUUUUCACCAAGUGAGAGGAGGAGGUCAAAGGUUCCUGCCGGCGGCCUUCACAGCUGUGGGGUUCGGUGUUUUAUGAAAUUUGUGCAUUUUUAAUGUUUUUUUUGUUCGUUUUUAUCGAGAUCGGAAUGAAUGGGAUUCGAGUGCAAAAGUUGUAGACAAGUUCGGGACAAAAAGAGUUUGCCCCCUUUCUCCGCUGGACUUGCACGAGAAGGCGAAGGCAGAACUGUGUGUGUGUGCAUUUCAUAAAAUUGUUUUAAAUUAAAUAUUUCAAAUGUGACUCCGACGACAAGUUUUCCCUUCCCACAUCAGCCUAGAAAGCUUAAGGUUCGGCUAGGGAAGAGGCUGGAGAGGCGAGCAAAAUUUAAAUUUAAAUUAAAUCAAAGCAAAUAUACAUUUUUCAUACACCUUUCUUUGUACCGGGGUUCAAGUCUCCAAAAUCCACCGGAGAAAACUGUAAAUGAAACUAGUUUUGUGUUUGCCAAAUUUUGGCGGACUUUGGCUCAUCAAAUUUCACAUAAAAAUUAGGAAAUUUUGAGGUUGUAUCAAAAUUUGUUAGACUAAAUAAAAUUCGAUUUUACAAUUUUAAAAUUCAAAAAAAAAUCACGACACAAUAAGCCAAAGGUCAUCGCAAGAGCCAGAAAUGAAAAGGGUUUCAAACUUUCUACGGGAAUGUUUGAACAGCGACAAGUUCUUGCGACGAUGGCUACAAAACUUUACCGUGCUAAAAACUUCCCAGUCUUGUUUCUAUAGCGAUACAUACGCAAACACCGACACACACGACAAAUGUAAAUAUAUUAAAAGUGUUUACUCAAAUACCAUAUAUGAAGCUCGUGACGCAAAAGUGUAAUUUAUGCUUUGUAGUUUAAAUCGUUUUUUAAACUCUUUGUGUAACUUUUUAAGCAAUCGCAAUCGAAAUAUACUCAAAACGUUAGUGGAACUUAACAAUUGUUGUAAACGGAACCUUACAACGUUUAGUUUAGAGUGCGCGGAGAGACAAACAACUGUUCAAAUGUGAGAGUGAGAAACGACAUUUUUCUUUGUAAAACUAUGCUCUAGUUAGGUUUAAAAUGUGUGUAAAAUAUUUCCUUCGUUCUCCCAAUAAAAUAUACGUUAAGA